AUGAACAACGGCCCGCCGGUAGUAUAUUAUGAAAAUAUAGAUCCAAGGUGGAUUGCGAAGUUGCAGGAAUUGAAAGAGUAUGGUUAUUAUUCAAAAGAAUGGUCAAAUGGAUGGAGGAAGAGACGAGAG
This is a messenger RNA of Acaulospora colombiana, 129 nucleotides long. NCBI's taxonomy places the organism in Eukaryota, Fungi, Glomeromycota, Glomeromycetes, Diversisporales, Acaulosporaceae. The record is from the annotation of a GenBank genome assembly.